AUCUGGCUGCAAAAUGUCUUUGAAAUGUUGUGCUCAGGUUAUUAUCCAAAUCUACGGAUACUACAAUUAAAUAGAUUUGAUAGUGAAAUUAUACAUAACUGGACUAUUGAAUAUUGAAUUAGACUAAAAGAUAUGAAACUAUAAGGAAAAUAGUGUAUCUUAAAAUGAAAAUUUUCUUUGUUUUGGUAUCAUUAACAUAUUCACUUGCAUUUGGAGUAAUAUUUUCAUUUUUGAUAUUAUCAUAUUCUGAUGAUUAUACAAAAAAAUCAAUAAUCUCAAAUAUUUCCUCGAAAUAUUUAAGAAGCCGAAAUCCGUUUGAGACAAAAUUAGACAAAGUGACAGAAGUUGUGGAUGCAAUGCAUCGUAAGCACGUUUAUGACUCAUUCUACCGACCAAUCAGAAAUUCAUUUGGUGUUAAUUGCUCAAAACUUAUAGAUAAUGAUAAAUAUGAGAUAUUUAAAGCAAAGACAAUAAUGAGUUCUGGUCGUAACACAAAAUCUAAUCUAACUUCAGACUUUUAUUUAAAUAUUACACGUAACUGCUCUUUGUUUCGUAAAACUAGGGGUUAUAUACAGCAUCCCCUUACUGAAGAAGAACGUGCAUUUCCAAUUGCGUUUUCAAUACUUGCAUAUACCGAUAUUGAGCAAAUUGAGAGACUCUUACGUAUUAUAUAUAGACCCCACAAUUACUAUUGUAUACAUAUGGAUUCUAAAAUGAGCCCGACUGAAAAGAAAGCCUUAAAAAUGAUUGCUUAUUGUUUAUCGAAUGUGUUUAUUGCUGGAAAAUCCAUUGAUGUAACAUGGGGAAACUUUACACUAUUAGAAGCAGAAUUAGUAUGCAUGGAAACUAUGUGGCCUUUUAAGGCUUGGAAAUACUAUAUAAACCUUGCUGGGCAAGAAUUUCCUUUGAAAACUAAUCGACAAAUCGUGGCAAUUCUCAAAGUUUUAAAUGGGGCAAAUGUGGUACAAGGGAACAGGAAGACGGAAUAUAAUGAGAGCUGUCCUAUUCACCAAGCGUCGGCGACCUCGUCAAGGUCAAACGUUAGCAUGCAGAAGCGAAUUGGUAUGAAAAAGACGCCCCCACCUUAUGGUAUUCAAAUUACUAAAGGAUCAAUGCAUAUUGCCGCAAAUAGGUUCUUUGUAGACUUCUGUCUUCACGACACAAGAGCACGUGAAUAUUUAGAAUGGUUAAAAAUAACGCGGAUUCCCGAUGAACUUUUCUUUUCUUCACUUAAUCACAAUCCUCAUUUAGGUAUACCAGGUUCCUAUAUUGGAGAAGAUGGAACGUCUUGUCUGAAACCAUUUUUUCUUCGUUUUGUCAUUUGGGGAAAUAAAGGAGAUGGCAAUUGCCAUGGCUAUUAUGUGAGAAAUGUAUGUGUACUUGGUGUCGAAGAUUUAUACAGAGCUUACAAUGGUAUGGAUUUAUUUGUUAACAAGUUUCAUCUCGGUUAUGAACAUUUAGCUUUGGAUUGUUUAGAGGAAGUGUUAUAUGAGUUGACGUGGAAAGAAUUUGUUGAUGAUAUCCAUAUUGAUGCUUCUUAUUACAAACAUUUACAUUAUGUUAAAAUGCAACUGAAAUCUAACGAAAUAUAUUCAUAAACCCUUGCAGUUAUGAUUAAGAAAUAACACGGCCUUCGAAGUCAAUUCCUCCGCAUCAAAUCUCCAGACCUGAGUAAAGUAGUCAAUAAACACUGUUGAGACCGAUAUCAUUUCAAUUCUAACAUGACAAAAUAAGGGAACCAACUUACGUUAUAUUUUCAAGCGGAAGCUAUUUCCGCUGCCGAUUUUCUUAUUGAGUUGUUCUAUUUGCACCUUUAUGUCGCUAAGGUAUGAUAGUUAUUUAACAAUAAGAAAUAAUAAGAAGAAAUAGUUCAUCCAAUUUUUCAUAAAUGAGAUAAUUUUUCUAAUCAAAUUUUCAACAAUUUAACUUUGCGUGCCAGUGUUCAAUAAAUCAUUCUAAACCGCUUCAGGCUAUUAUCUAAUGAAAUAGAUAUGCAAUAUUAAGAUAUCAAUUUACGACAGAGUAGGGCCAGAAGGUUAUAACUGACCCGCAAAAUUAAAAAUGUCUUCGAAGGUUUGCACGCCUUAUGACAUGGGAUAUAAUGUCAAAAAACCAAAGCGACGUCAGGAAAAUUAUUUAUACGCUCAAUGUAGUACAAUGCAUCUUGAUUAACUCUAUUAAGCAUGUCAGAAUGGAUGGAAAAAAAGAUAUCGUUGUAAUAUAGUAAUAACGUCAUUGUAGCGCCUUUGUGAAUGAGUUUUAUAUUUAGGAUGACAUUAUUACGCUGCUUAGGCUAAAAUUGCCGUAGAUUUUUUCUAAUAAAAUUAUAUUAACUGAUACGGAUUAAUAAUAUCUGUCAUAUGUUGCGGUUCGGAUCUGAAUAUCCGUCCCGAGGGGAACCUGUAACUAUUUUCUUACAAGAGCGUCAUCAAUCAUAAAUUAAAAAUUAUAUGAUGGUACUAUACACAAUAUAUUUACUAAAUCCCGAUUUAUUGAAUAUAUGUAUGUAAAUUAAGUUCAAUAUUAUUACCAUUCUUUUGAAUUUUAUCUUACUUAGUAUUUUGUAAGUUAUUUGUGGAUUAAAGAGUGUUGGAGAUUUUGUUUGAUGCGAAAUGCACAUAUUUUAUUCAUGUUGUUUUUGGCAACAAAGCCAUAGUUACUUCUUUAAAUUAUGUAAAUUAUUUAUAGUUAUAUUUCGAAGCGAUUUAAUUUUAUAAUGUAAAGUAAAGACUAAACAAACAAUGGAAUUAAAAAAUGGAAAAAAACAACUUUGCUAUCAUAUCAUUAAUCUCGUAUAAUGUAGAUAGUGACAAUGUGCUCUUUUAAUUAUGUUUUAAUAUGCUUUAUAUUUAUGAUAUGUUGUAUAUAUUGUUUCACAUUGAUGAUCCUUUGAUAAAGAAUAAAAUAAAUAAAUAUAAUAUUAAGUUUGUGUAAGCGCUGUCGUUUUGGUAUAUUGAUAUGACAAUUCACGACAACCAUCAGUUCUUUUUUACCUCCCUUUUUAUACCAAACAUACUUUUCUUAUGUUCAGUUUUAUUUCAAAUUUCGUUCCAGUUGGUGUUUUAUUUGUAUAAAAUGCUCUAUUACUAGGUUACGGAGGAAAUUGGAAAAGAACAGAAAUGAACCU
Messenger RNA from Ruditapes philippinarum (Manila clam), 3127 nucleotides. RefSeq names its product N-acetyllactosaminide beta-1,6-N-acetylglucosaminyl-transferase-like. Lineage: Eukaryota; Metazoa; Mollusca; Bivalvia; Venerida; Veneridae. The transcript is spliced from 4 exons. The record is from RefSeq and is a predicted model, not a curated record. The coding region runs from base 165 to 1598 and encodes 477 amino acids. Gene Ontology annotation, cellular component: membrane. Gene Ontology annotation, molecular function: glycosyltransferase activity.